This is a messenger RNA of Telopea speciosissima, 573 nucleotides long. RefSeq lists its product as uncharacterized. The transcript has a single exon. Bases 1 to 573 code for a protein of 190 amino acids. The record is from RefSeq and is a predicted model, not a curated record. Lineage: Eukaryota; Viridiplantae; Streptophyta; Magnoliopsida; Proteales; Proteaceae.
AUGAAUAACCAAUUCAUGGCGGUCAUGCAAGAAAGGGGUGCACCGAGACCCAACUAUGUUCCAAACUUUCCUCCCCCUAUGCCUCCGAAUGUUCAGGACAAUUCUACAUCGAAGGUGAUGGAGAAAUUCAAAAAGCUACAACCAUCCUCAUUCUCAAAGAUUGGAACGGAUGCACUACAGCCCGAGCGAUGGAUUAGCGCCAUAUUCGAAGUAUUGGAAUGCACCGACGCUCAAAAAAUAAUCUGUGCUGGAUUCCAGUUGCAAGAUGAGGCCGCGGCUUGGUGGAAAUCAACAAAGGCAAAUUUGGAAGUGAUACACCCCAAUCCCACUUGGGAACAGUUUAAGGAAGCCUUUUUCGAAAACUUCUUUCUAGAAAGCUUCAGGGAUGAGAAAGAAGCAGAGUUUGCAGCUCUCACCCAAGGAUUAGGUUUAGUCUUGGACUAUCAACAACAAUUCAAAGAUUUAUUUCAUUUUGCUCCGGUACACAUUAGAAGUGAUGCGUGCAAAGCAAAGAAGUUUGAGAAGGGGCUUAAACCCGAUAUCGGUGCCAUGUUAGCCAUUUUAGAUAUAUAG